AUGGGGUGCCAUGAGGAAUGGCCUGAAGACACUUACCCUCCUUGGGCACAUGGUCCGGGUUAUGUUGUGUCAAGUGACAUAGCAAAGGCAAUCUACAAGCAACUCAAUAAUGGCCGCCUAAAGAUGUUUAAGCUAGAAGAUGUUGCCAUGGGCAUCUGGAUUGCAGACAUGAAGAAGAAAGGUUUAGUAGUUAGGUAUGAGAAAGAAGAGAGGAUCUUUCAUGAGGGGUGCAAAAAUGGCUAUGUUGUUGCCCACUACCAAGCUCCCAAAGAGAUGCUUUGUCUAUGGCAGAAGCUUCAAGAAGAACAUCGUGCUACAUGCUGUGGCGAUUAA
Messenger RNA from Ilex paraguariensis (yerba mate), 333 nucleotides. The record is from the annotation of a GenBank genome assembly. Lineage: Eukaryota; Viridiplantae; Streptophyta; Magnoliopsida; Aquifoliales; Aquifoliaceae.